AUGUUUCGUAAAUUCGCUCGUAGCGCUCCCCGUAAUGUGUCGUGUCCCGCAUUCGCAAUUGGCUGUGACAAAUGCAGCCCCAUAUCCAUUCUAAGACCUGAACUAGUAAUAGAAGAACGAAGAUGGUACCCCUAUCCUAAGGUGAUAAGACAUUACAUAGAGAAGCCGAAAGAAAAGAAGGUAAACUGCUUAAAAAAGUCGUACCGCAAGCUUGUGGAGGAAUGGAGACAGAGGGCACAAAGAAAGGAGGACGAAAAACGCAUGCUCGAAGCAAAGGAGCGAAUAGAGAGGGAGCGAUGUUUGAGGGAACUGCGGCGCUUACAUUCCUACCAUCAAACAUUAUGCAAUAGGACACAAUCCUUCCCGGAGUUCAGUAAGGACAUGAACAAGAUAUGCAGUACGAAAUCCAAAAUCAAAUGGAAAUCGCGCUCAGUCUCCGCAAACAGGGACCAAGAAAAAAGCACCAAAAAAGGCUGCUGCAGCGGUUUCAGUUUCAUCCGUUUCGGCUGCAACAUCUUAUGUUUCAUGACCGUUAUAACCAUAAUCGGUGUCACAAUACUCUUUUUUGUC
Iphiclides podalirius (scarce swallowtail) is the source of this 570-nucleotide messenger RNA. The record is from the annotation of a GenBank genome assembly. Lineage: Eukaryota; Metazoa; Arthropoda; Insecta; Lepidoptera; Papilionidae.